Saccostrea cuccullata (small rock oyster) is the source of this 519-nucleotide messenger RNA. RefSeq lists its product as uncharacterized. The record is from RefSeq and is a predicted model, not a curated record. The transcript has a single exon. Lineage: Eukaryota; Metazoa; Mollusca; Bivalvia; Ostreida; Ostreidae. Bases 1 to 519 code for a protein of 172 amino acids.
AUGAGUAUUUCAUUUUCCAAACUUCAUCAAAAACCUGACUUACGGAAGGCAAAUACCAAGAUUUUUGCUUAUGGCUGCAAAAACGACCUGAGGACUCUAGGAUUUUUCGUUGCGACAAUUGAAUCUAAAUCCAAAGUAGCUGCUGGAAAAUUCUAUGUGGUCAACGGAAAUUCGGGUACACUUCUAGGAUACGAAAGUGCCAUGGAGCUAGGUAUAAUUCCAACAAUCAACCGCUUGUCAACAGAUGUAGGAGAAAUAUGUGAUGAGUUUGGAGACCUAUUUCAAGGAAUCGGGAAGAUAAAAGAUGUAAAGGUAAAAAUCCAUGUCGACGAUAGUGUAAAACUAAAUGUUCAGCCACACCGACGGAUACCUUUUCAUUUACAGAGAAAAGUAGAAGCAGAAUUGAAAACUCAUGUAGGACUGCACAGGUACAAACGACUCAGUUUUGGAAUUUCAUCAGCUGCCGAAAUUUUCCAAGAGACUGUCAGUGAAUCACUUCAUGGUCUACAAGGUGUCUAG